AUGCCAAGCGCUUCGACGCCCUCCUCAACGAGCUCGACGAGCAUCAGCGCAGCGACGGCGGCCAUGGUGCCCUCUGCGGCCAAUUCGGGUUCUUCAUCCUCUUCCUCCGCCUCAUCCUCCGCUUCAGUCAGUCAGGCAAACUCGCCCAGCGAAGUGCCACCGCCCAUUGCCCCUCCAUCUGCCGUCGCACCCACAUCUUCAUCAUCGGCGGCUGCAGCAGCUUCAGCAGCCUCGGCAACUUCAGCACCUUCAGGCAGCAACAGCAGCGCCACCACCACCACUACCACCACAAUGAGCCAACCACCGCCCAGAACCUCUUCCGGUUCCGGCGGCAGUGGCGCUCCCUGCUGCGAAACGGGCCGCCCCAUCAUGACGGACCCGACCACCGGACAGACCAUCUGCAGCUGCCAGUACGACGCCCACAUUCUCAACUACCAGCGCCUGGUGGCCGCCGCCGGCCUGUCGCCCUUCAUGUACCCGGCAGCGGCGGCUGCAGCGGCUGCCGCCGCCUACGGCGCCACCGGCGGAACGCCCGGCGCCACGACGCCCAACGGCAGCACCACAGGCGGAACUGGAGGACCAUCAACUGGAGCGACAGCAGGCGGACUUCCG
This is a messenger RNA of Rhagoletis zephyria (snowberry fruit fly), 612 nucleotides long. NCBI's taxonomy places the organism in Eukaryota, Metazoa, Arthropoda, Insecta, Diptera, Tephritidae. The record is from RefSeq and is a predicted model, not a curated record.